Molecule: messenger RNA, 3715 nt
Organism: Diorhabda carinulata
Lineage: Eukaryota; Metazoa; Arthropoda; Insecta; Coleoptera; Chrysomelidae
Product: probable E3 ubiquitin-protein ligase sinah
Exons: 5
Coding region: 380-1195 (271 amino acids)
Biological process (GO): multicellular organism development; proteasome-mediated ubiquitin-dependent protein catabolic process
Cellular component (GO): cytoplasm
Molecular function (GO): ubiquitin protein ligase activity; zinc ion binding; ubiquitin conjugating enzyme binding
Source: RefSeq, a predicted model, not a curated record
AAAAUUCAUUGUACUAUAACUUUAUAUUCAGCAAUAAUAUUUUAAUGGGCUUUUUUGAUUAGUUUUUUCCGUCUACUCGAAUUUUUAAAAUAUACUGCAUUAUAGGUUUUUUGAGCUGAGACUGAUAGACAUUUUAGUUUUUGAUUGUGCGACAAAACGUGUUACGGUGGUAUGUUCAUAUAUUUUGUGAUUGUCGUGUUUUCUAUCAUAAUAUCAAUUUUGAAUAUCGUACUAAACAUGAUGACAGUUAGACCGAUUAUAAGGUUUGUAUUCAGUUUCGAAUAACUGCCAUACCUGAUCUAAUACAUUAAGUAUUGUUGUCUGUUUAUAUAAUGUUUUAUUAAGAAUAUUCCGUAAAGAGCUUCUAGGUUUUAAAAUAAUGGAAUGUACAUCUGAAAAUAGCCUCAUAAGUAAAUUUGAAUGUCCGGUUUGCUUCAAAUACAUGAUUCCACCAAUCAGACUCUGUUUAUCAGGACAUAGUUACUGCAGCAGUUGUUUUGACAAACUGAAAAAUUGCGCUCUUUGUAGAGCCAACAAAAGUCCUUACAGGUGUAUUGUAUUGGAACAAAUCCACGCUACUUUAUCGUUUCCCUGUAAAUAUUAUGAUCAAGGAUGUGUCUUCAGAGGAAAAGGAGAUGUUAUGACGGACCAUCAGGAAUAUUGCGAUUUCUCACCCGCUUUAUGUCCUUUAAGAUUCAAUGAAUGCGAGUGGCGUGGAUCGAAAUCGGAAAUUCUGGAUCACUGCCGUAACCUUCAUCCCGAUAAUCUGUUUUUCGAAAACAAACAAAAACUCAAAGUGACAAAUUUCUAUAACAUAAUGAAUAGAAAUUACUUCAUUUUAUUUUAUAUAUUCGACACUGUGUUCAGGUGUACUUGGGAUCUUAUCGAAGAUUCGGGAACCGUAAGAUUUGCCGUAUACGUCUUGAAUAAACCGUCAAAACUACGUCAAUAUUCGUUCAAAAUAACCGUUUUCGAUACGCAAACAAAUAUGGAAGUGAUCAGUCUCAUGGGACCUUGUUACUAUUUGAAGGACGAUAAUCUUAAGUUUCUUGGUAAGAAGUAUUUAUCGAGCAAUCACGAUUACUUCAAAGGCUUUUGUGACAACAACGGCGAUUUAAAUUACGCCAUAACUAUUAUUAAUAAUAUCCGAAACGAACAAAAAGACCAAGAAGAUGUUGAUGAUUUAUUUCAUUGAUCAUUCUACUACUCUCUCAUUUCAUACUAGAAUUCAAUAAAAACUCAUUAAAAGUCAUCAUUGUUCCAAAAAUUCGGAAUCUAUUUUUUGUUUAUUGAAUGAUUUGUGUGUGAAUACAUUUUUCACGUAAAAUAUUUCACUAUGAUUCGUAUUCCACGAGUAGUUUAUUAAUUAAUUCAAUAAUAGACACUAAAACUUGCUUAAAAAAUCAUUAACAGAAUGAAAAAAUGUCUCAAUGACACUUUUGUAGUCUCCUACAUGUUUCAAUCAGUAUAUAAAUUAUGAGUCUAGUCUACUACAAAAGUUCUGAAUCGUUUGCAAAGAUAAAUAUAAAGAUAAUGAACACACUGUUUUACUACAACUCAAACACCAUAACUCAAAUUACAGUGUCUGACGCGCGUUUCGAUAACCAAGUUAUCGUCUUCAGAGUUUUAGUUUACCUUCAGUCUAUGAAGAUGUUAAUUUGGUUAUCGAAACGCGCGUCAGGCAGUGCAAUUGUGAGUUGUAGUGUAAUAAACAGUGUGUUCAGUAUGAAUAUCAUCUAGCUUAGAAGAUGUCAUGAUAGCUACAAGCUUGGAAAUCUGUUAUAUUUGACUUUUAGUUAGUUCUAAACAGAUCUGCAGCAAUUUCAUGAUAACUUUCUGAUAUAACCUUCGUAUGGAAUAAUCUAAGUGGAGGUUUUAUUCUGUUCCAGUCAGUACUUCUCGGCGAAAUAAUAACGCAUUUUAAUAUAACGUUAGUUCUAAAACGAGCUCCAUGUUAUUAUGAAAAUUUUUGCUUACACGAAAUCGCUUUGACAACCAGUAGCUAAGCUACAAUAUUUUGAGAUGUAGUUCUAACACUUGCUUGAUGUUCAACUUGUCAUUUCCAUCUCGAAAAUUCACCUGUCGAAGUUGUUUUUUUAUAAAAAAAAUGAGUUCUGACUUUAUUUCAGUAUUUAUAGUCAAAUUUAUUUAUAGAAUUUGCAGAAGGGACUCGAAAAAGGGUUUACUUCCCAUACAUACACACACACACACAUUUCAGACAGGUUUAAUUCUUCUUCAAUGAAGACCACUCGCAAAAUUGCCGCGCUGCAGAUUAGUUCGGCUGCUCAACUAACUUCAGCGCCAGCGUUUCGUUAGUUGUCACUGAUAUCGGUCGUCGAAAGCGCGGCGCGUCGCCAACAGAGCCCGUUGUUAAGAAUUUCUGUUACGUCUUUUAUACUGUUGAAAGAUUUGGUAGCGACGAGUUUAGGCAUUGUCUACUUGUUAUUAUUAUACAGAUAGAACUGUCUGAAACACGACAGCGUUGCCAGAUUUAUGAGUGUUGCUUGACUCAUGACGACCUCUGUAUUUUUUCAUUUCUUCAUUCAUCUUCUUGAAUAUAUUCCUUGUUCAAUUCAAUAAAUAUAUUCCAGACAUUGAACGUCUGUUUAAUAGAUAAUUAUUGUAACUUUCUAGUAUAAAGGAAUUUAAUCACAUACCGUAUAUAAAAUAACUGAAUAGAGAUCAUUAUAUACAGUUUUUGAAAACGAGCUUAAAUAAUAAGGGGAUAAGCGAUUUGAUAUUUUCUAAAUUUAGUAAAAACAUAAAAAUGUUGAACAAUGAUACUGUUAAUUUUUUCCCAGUUGAUUUAAAUAUUGAAAUAUGAUUUUUGGUACAAAUUUCAACAAAAUUGACUAGACUUAGAGUUUAGAAAUAUCACAUACAUUUUGGUUAUGCGUCAAGACGAAAUAUAAAUACUUUUAAAUGUUUGUGAUAAUUUGAAACGCCCCGUAUAGCAUAAGUUUAUAAUGUAUAUAUGUAUAUUGUAAUUAGGUUGAUAAAAUAUGUUUUUUUAUAUUAUGUAUGACGAUUACAUAAUAUCUAUAAGAAGGUUAGAAUGGAUAUCUAUCUAAAUAUUUUCAUUAUAUUUGAAAAUAUCUUAAAUUUCAUCGCCGAUUCAUUAAAAUGAAUAUUUCUACUGUUAGGAAUGUUUAAGGGAUCUUCUGCUUACCUUCACUUUUACUCGGUUAUAUUUUAAUAUAUUUUAAUGUAAUUUUUUAAUUCUAAAUCCAUUUUUUGACGUAAAUAGCAAAGACCAAUUUGCUGAAAUUCAUUUUCUUUUUUGUUUGUUCUCUCAUGUGUAUCCCUCUAUUUUAUUAUGUCGAUCUCUACAAUUUCUUAUAAAUAUUGAAAAUAUUCAAAUUUGUGUCUGGUUUCAGAUAUUUUUCUGGUUACUGAGAAUGUAACCGUCAGUUUUUGUGAUUAUCUCCUCAAUUGAUCAUAUUUUUCUCAAAUAGUUUUCAUUUGGUGUAGUUCGUAAUUAGGAAAACCUUCAAAUUUGUCCUGUUUUCUCCGAUUCAUAUUUAAAUAAGAAGAUUGAGCUCAACAUUUUAAAACAGUGGGAAGAGUAGUGAAAAACUUUCCAAUAUAAAUGAAAUGAUGAAGUUUUAAUUAAUAUUUUACAUUGUUAAUCAUAUUAUUUGUGUACUUUUAACUAAAAAACUUUUUUAUAUUCAAAAAUUAUCAAUUUUACGAAUAAAACAAUGUAUAUUAGAAA